GCCUUGGGGGGGGUUUGGCGCUGGCUGGUGGUGAGCGUAUAAGUAGCUAGCAGUUGGGAAUCGAGAUUGGUUCUCAAUUCACACUCUUUUGUGGCGCCGUUGGUAAAGCCAGCUGCCCGGCUUCACAUUAUGGACGUAUGUAGCUAUUCGGAUCGAUCCGAGAUGAAGAUAUGGACGUGGCAAUCUGACUGUGAGAAAGAAAGGAGAAAGGGAUGACUAUUGCUGGCUUACUGACAAGUUUGCAUGAUGACUCCAGAACAACACCUGAAAAAGAGCAGCACUAGGUACGUACCUCACGCAGCUCCCUGCGCCCAAUCGCACCAACGUCAGCCUGCUCUCCAUCCCCAGCCUCGCGCACAUUCCAACCAUCAUCACAAGCCUCAAUUCCAUCAGCUAAAAAGAUUCCUCACCCUACGCACCUACCAGCCACCAACCCACCCCCCCUCCACCGUCAUCAGCCCUCCCAUCACCAGAAUCCCGCCACCUGUGCAAGUCCCCUCACCAUCUCCAACCGAGCCCACUCCCCAACCCCCGCCAAGCACAUUCCGAAACACAUCCAACACGCCCGAUCUGCAGCUGCCACUCCUGCAUAACCGGGCGUCGCCCACCGUUAUCGUAUCAGCCCUCAGCAACCACUAACCUACCACGCAAUGUUCGUUCGCUGUGCAUGUGCAUGUGCAUGUGCUUCGCUGCCAUUGCGCACACGCAUACAACACGUCGCACUCCUAUCAACCGACUAGGCAAGUGCGUCGUGAUAGGAAGGCCGCCA
Messenger RNA from Mytilinidion resinicola, 769 nucleotides. RefSeq lists its product as uncharacterized. The transcript has a single exon. The coding region runs from base 244 to 639 and encodes 131 amino acids. The record is from RefSeq and is a predicted model, not a curated record. NCBI's taxonomy places the organism in Eukaryota, Fungi, Ascomycota, Dothideomycetes, Mytilinidiales, Mytilinidiaceae.